AGGUGAGGGUGGAUGGUAAAAAAAAUUGUGUGAAAAGGGCCGGAGACGGGAGUGAGCCCGGGCUGAUGGCAGAGCUAUGCUGAGGAGAAGCAUCGUGCCUGCGGAUGUAGCAGAAACUUUCCACGGCUUCUCCCGCGGGGAUGCGACCAGGAACCAACACUGGAGGGAAAAAAAGUUAAGCGACAGCAGAGCUCCACGGAGGGAGUUGCCUAAAAUGUGGAUGAACUGACAUUUGCUUCACUAUCCGGGCCGGUUAAUUACUCAACUUGAAGAACCGAGCAAACUUCUCUUUUUUUCGAAAAUGUCCGUUCGUGGCAACUCGCUGAUGCCUUUCUCAAUCCAAGCCAUCCUGAACAAAAAGGACGACAGCCGACACUUGCCAGAUUUGGACAUGUGCUUCUCCAAGACGGCGUGCUGGAAAAUAUUUGGGGAGAUGAACGGCGGGUCUCGGAGAGAUAAUGGGGAGGCUUGUGAGCCGACGGACCAGAAAAGCUACGACUCGGACUCGGGACUCAGCGAUGACAACGACAGCAAGACUCCGGCCGUGUGCAAGUCGGAGAAGGACGGGGACCCUACGUCGGAUGUCCCGGAGGAAAGUUUGCAGGAGGAGACGGACCACGAGUCUGCGGCUGCGGAAAACGCAAAAAGUGACAGUGAGCCCAAUAAUGCUACGGACUCCAGCACCCUGGACGAGAAGAGCCUGGACCAGCCCAAACAGCGGAAAAAGCGCUCCAGGGCCGCCUUCUCUCAUGCGCAGGUCUUCGAGCUGGAGCGCCGCUUCAACCACCAGCGGUACCUGUCCGGGCCGGAGCGGGCGGACCUGGCGGCCUCCCUGAAGCUCACAGAGACUCAGGUCAAGAUCUGGUUCCAGAACCGCCGGUACAAGACGAAACGCCGCCAGAUGGCCGCCGACCUAAUGGCGUCGACCCCGGCGGCCAAGAAGGUGGCGGUGAAAGUUUUGGUGCGGGACGACCAGAGACAGUACAGCCCGGGAGAGAUCCUGCGGCCCCCGCUGCUCUCCCUGCAGCCGUCCUACUAUUACCCCUACGCCUAUUGCCUCCCUGCAUGGACACUCUCUGCAUGUGCGGGGAAUCAGUGAGAACUCGGUGACUGUAUUUAUUCAUUUUACUUUGCUCGCAGGAAACCGAACUAACUAUAUAUUAUUUUUCCUGACAAGAGGAGGAGACAUGAGGGGACUGUUAAUCUGCUCAGCGUCUCUGAUUGAACUGCCUCAUCGUAGGCCAGACCAGGGGUUCCCAAACUUUUUCAUGGUUUUUCACAUCCUAAAAUGCUUAAAAACGACUCAUCCUUUCAUUUAGUAAGAGUCUGUCCCGAGGAACCCAGUUAAAGAAGAUAUUUCUCGUGAUUUAGGCUAUAAAAUCAUUGCUGUCUGAACUGUAGGUGAGCGGGGGAGACUGGACCUCCUUAUAAAAUGUCAGUAUGUUAACCUCUGAAGAGUGACACAAGAAUACAUUAAAGUAUUCCUCUCUUUGCUCGGGAGCCCCUCAAGGACCUCUGAAGCCCCCCGGACCCUAGUUUGGGAACCGGCGGCCUAAAUAGACUGAAAAUAUCACCUUAUGUUGGUUUAUAUUUUACAUGCGCCUUCCUACCUCUGCAGUGAUUGGAAAUAGGCAUAUUCCAUUGACGUUUCAUAAUAUAACUGUCUCUGUUACAGGUUGUGUUUUUUUUUUCUUGUUGUGUUUGUAAAGGUAAGAUAUUUCAGCACUUUUGAGCAUAUACGUUACAUUAUUUCAAUGUAAAAAUGCAUUAUAGUGUGGGCAUGUACAGUGUCAGACUGAAAAGAGGCGGUUUCUUGUGUCAUUUGCCUGAAAGUGAUCGUGUGGCAGGAAGCAGGCUGAAACACACCAACUUCUAAUUGAAAUGUACAUGUGUUAUUUGUGUUAAAUGACUGUUUAGAUCGAAAAACAUUAAAACAUAUCAGGCAUUACCAUCAUUUGGAUGCAAUUUCAUUUAAAGGUUUAUUUACUACCAAGUGUAAUAUUGGGACAGAGACAUUUUUAUAUUUGAACAACAAUAACAGAGCAGAUUUUUAGUAAUAAUUAUAAAAAUUAACUACAAGUUUACUACUUAAGGAUGCACUGGUUUACAAAUUAACUUUUAACAUGACAAUCAGUGACUGAUAGGGAAAAACACGAAAAUACACAUUCACUAUUACUUAGUGCUUACAGUUAUAACACUGCUAAGCCUUGCUUUCUUGUACACAUACGAUGUUUUGCGCUCUUCUUUUCUGAACAAAAUAUACCUCAAAGUUUAAAUAAAUUAAAAUUGGCAUACAUAUGAAUAGCUUAGAAAUACCUCAAUUGUCAUUUUCUCAUUAGCAGGUUGGUUUAGGGCAGCUUUUUGUGUUUUGGGAGCAAAAACAAUGUAAUAAAACAGGAAUGGCCGAAUAUGCAAUAAACAGGAACGGCGUUCAUCCA
Siniperca chuatsi (mandarin fish) is the source of this 2438-nucleotide messenger RNA. It is a transcript of the gene nkx3-2, whose product is annotated as NK3 homeobox 2. Gene Ontology annotation, molecular function: DNA-binding transcription factor activity, RNA polymerase II-specific; RNA polymerase II cis-regulatory region sequence-specific DNA binding. The transcript has 2 exons. NCBI's taxonomy places the organism in Eukaryota, Metazoa, Chordata, Actinopteri, Centrarchiformes, Sinipercidae. Gene Ontology annotation, cellular component: nucleus. Gene Ontology annotation, biological process: cell differentiation; regulation of transcription by RNA polymerase II. The record is from RefSeq and is a predicted model, not a curated record. The coding region runs from base 302 to 1099 and encodes 265 amino acids.